CAGCGUCUUUCGGGCCUCACGUCCCCGGCCUGGUGGGCCCAGGACGUUCCGAUCGCAUGGCGGAGUGUUGCGGACGACGCCCAUGAAGCCCUUCGUCCUCCUGGUUGCGCUGCUGCUAUGGCCUUCGUCCGUGCCGGCAUUUCCCGCAUUUCGGAGCAUAACUGUGACGCCUGAUGAAGAACAAAACUUGAAUCAUUAUGUGCAGGUUUUAGAGAACCUAAUGCUAAGUGUUCCCACCAGGGAUCAAGGCCGUGAGAGAAAAUCAAAGCCUCCAAAAAAUGAUGUUUCUGUAGAACCGAGGACAUCGAGGGAGUUAACGACACCCACGUCACCUGCAGAAGCUUCAUCUGAGAAUGAGGGCUUAACCAGUCCUGUCAGUGACGAAACUGCAACUUCUCCUUCUAAAGGUUUCACGCUGGAAGCACCAAGGAAAAAACGUACUCGAAGUACAGCCUUCUGGUCCAUCAAACCAAACAAUGUCUCUGUUGUUUUACACGCUGAAGAACCUUACAUUGAAAAGGAAGAGCCUGAGCCGGAGCCUGAGCCGGGGCCGGUUACGAAAACGGAGCCGGAGCCAACGUGGAGAAAAACUGAGCCCGAACCGGCUACGACCACAGAGGAGCCAGAGCCGACCACCAGGACGACGGAGCCCGAGCCGACCACCAGGACGACGGAGUCCGAGCCGGCUACCAAGACCACCGUGGCCACCACGACCGAGUUCUUCACCACGCUGCCCAGCAGCACCCUAACCACGCGCAGCACCCACAUCAUCAUGACGUCCACAGAGUCGGAAGACGUCCCUGAGCUCUCAGGCGAGUAUGAAGAACCAGCCUACGAACCGCAUGCGAGCUUGGAUUAUGACGGGAUCCUGAGGAAGAUCGCCGACAUGAAGCUGCAGGCGCGGCGGGCACCUUUCUUCGACAACAGUAACCCCGAGUACAGGAAGGAUAUGAAGGCCUCCAAAGAGCACCUGCAGCGCAGCCUCGCCCUGGCCGCAGCUGCCGAGCACAAGUUACAGAAGAUGUCCCGGUCCCGCCUGUUCGGAGUGGGGCGGACAAUCGGUCAGGCGGAUGACGCGGAAACUGUGAUCAGCAUGCUGUACAACGCCAGGGGUAAACUCCCCGAGUAUUUGGAUGUCAAGAGUGUUCCACCAGAGAUGAGAAAAAGAGUUACCGCAGUCAUCAAUACGUUGAGAAAAAUAGUAUGUGGGGGCCAAGUAGAAACUCAAAACCUCAUUAGAAAGCUACUAAGCAAUAAUAUAAAGAUUUUAAACCUACUUGAUAUUCCAUGAUGAAACUGCAUUCAUUCGCAGGAGAAAUAAGCAUAUUGGUGAUUUCCAGAGUUGUACAAAAAUAUUUUCUAUUAUAGCUUGAUCUAUUAACAUCUGUAUAUAUAAUGUGUUAUGAAAAUUUUGCAUGCACGAAGAGCUCAGUAAAUUAAAAUAAACUUCUAGUUCAGGAGC
Messenger RNA from Ochotona curzoniae (black-lipped pika), 1462 nucleotides. It is a transcript of the gene SPESP1, whose product is annotated as sperm equatorial segment protein 1. NCBI's taxonomy places the organism in Eukaryota, Metazoa, Chordata, Mammalia, Lagomorpha, Ochotonidae. Gene Ontology annotation, cellular component: acrosomal vesicle. The record is from RefSeq and is a predicted model, not a curated record. The coding region runs from base 83 to 1291 and encodes 402 amino acids. The transcript is spliced from 2 exons. Gene Ontology annotation, biological process: acrosome reaction; fusion of sperm to egg plasma membrane involved in single fertilization.